Messenger RNA from Brachypodium distachyon (stiff brome), 2563 nucleotides. RefSeq names its product achilleol B synthase. Gene Ontology annotation, cellular component: lipid droplet. The transcript has 18 exons. NCBI's taxonomy places the organism in Eukaryota, Viridiplantae, Streptophyta, Magnoliopsida, Poales, Poaceae. Bases 1 to 2337 code for a protein of 778 amino acids. Gene Ontology annotation, molecular function: intramolecular transferase activity. Gene Ontology annotation, biological process: triterpenoid biosynthetic process. The record is from RefSeq and is a predicted model, not a curated record.
AUGUGGAGGCUGAAGGUCGGGGAGGGCGGCGGCGGCGGGUCGUCGGCGUGGCUGCGGUCGACGAACGGGUUCCUGGGCCGGGCCGUGUGGGAGUUCGACGCCGGCGCCGGCACGCCGGAGGAGCGGGCCCAGGUGGAGACGCUGCGCCGGGAGUUCGCCGACGGCCGCUUCCGGCGCAGGGAGUCCGCCGACCUCCUCUUGCGCCUGCAGUAUGCCAAACAAAACCAGCAACACCAGCUGCAGGAAGAUGGUGAUCUCGGGCGUCGUCGUCUGCCUCCCAUGAGAAAACUCAAGGAGGAGGACGAGGUCACCGACGAGGUCACGCUGGCAUCGCUGCGGCGAGCCCUCGACCAGUUCUCCUCGCUGCAAUCGGGCGAUGGCUGCUGGCCCGGCGACUUCAGUGGGAUCAUGUUCAUCAUGCCCGGCUUGAUAUUUGCUCUACAUGUCACUAGGUCGAUCGGCACCGUGUUGUCGCCAGAGCAUCGGCGAGAGAUACUGCGCUACAUUUACAACCAUCAGAACGAAGACGGAGGAUGGGGCACGUUGGUCUUGGGCUCGAGCAGCAUGUUCGGCACGUGCUCAAACUACAUCACCCUAAGGCUCCUCGGCGAGGAGCUAGAUGGGAAUUCUUCGUUGGCGCGGGGACGUGGCUGGAUAUUAUCCCACGGCGGCGCGACUCUUGUGCCGCAGUGGGGCAAGAUAUGGCUCUCGAUACUUGGGGUGUACGAUUGGUCCGGGAAUAAUCCGAUCUUCCCAGAACUAUGGUUGGCGCCACAAUUCCUCCCGUUCCAUCCAGGGAAAUUCUGGUGCCUGUGCCGUUUGGUGUACCUCCCCAUGGCGUAUCUGUACGGGAAGAGAUUCGUGGGGCCCGUCACGCCGACGGUUCUUGCAAUAAGGGAGGAGAUCUACGACAUCCCCUACCACACGGUUGACUGGGGCCAGGCUCGUAACGCCUGUGCAAAGGAGGACCUUCUGUGUCCACGUACAGCGUUGCAGAAUGCUGUGUGGACUUCACUCUACAAGUGUGUGGAGCCAGUCCUGAGCAGCUGGCCAAUCAACAAGCUGAGGGAGAGAGCUCUGAAAAACCUCAUGGAGCACAUCCAUUACGAGGAUGAGAACACGCAGUACCUCUGCAUAUGCUCUGUUAGCAAGGCUCUGAACAUGGUCUGCUGCUGGGAUGAAAAUCCGAAUUCGGAAGCGUUCAAGCGGCAUCUUGCAAGGGUACCUGAUUUCUUGUGGCUCUCGGAAGAUGGCAUGAAGGCGCAGGUGUAUGAUGGCUGCCAGAGCUGGGAGACAUCUCUCAUAAUUCAAUCAGUUUGCGCUACUGAUCUCGUUAGUGAGUAUGGUCCAACUAUGGAGAGAGCCAAUGCGUUCAUGAAAAAUUCACAGGUUCUAUGGAAUCAUCCCGGUGACCCAAGCUAUUCACACCGCCACAGAUCGAAGGGUUCAUGGACUCUUUCAAGUGCUGACAAUGGAUGGACUGUAUCUGACACUACCGCAGAAGCACUUAAGGCCGUACUGUUGCUGUCAAGGAUUUCUAGCAAGCUCGUUGGGGACCCAAUAGAAAGAGAAAGGGUGCAUGAUGCUGUUGAUUGCCUUCUAUCUUUUGUGAACAAAGAUGGUACCUUUUCUACAUAUGAAUGUAAAAGAACUUCUGCCUGGAUAGAGAUCCUCAAUCCUUGUGAGAGUUUUCCAAACAUGAUCAUCGAUCAUCCAUAUCCGGAGUGCACCUCCUCUGUGCUUCAAGCCCUGGUGCUGUUCAAAGAACAACAUUCUGGUUAUCGUACUAAGGAGAUAGAAAAAUGUAUCACAAAUGCCGCAAAGUUUAUUGAGAGCAGACAAGGAGAAGAUGGUUCAUGGCUAGGCACCUGGGGUGUGUGCUUCACCUAUUGGGCGUUCUUUUCAGUUAAAGCAUUAGUCGCAGCUGGAAGAACGUAUGAGAACAGUUCUUCCAUCAGGAAGGCAUGCCACUUUAUAUUAUCAAAGCAGCUCAAAACUGGUGGAUGGGGAGAAAGUCAUGUCUCUAAUGAAACAAAGGCUUAUGUAAAUAUUGAAGGUGACCGUGCUCAUGCAGUGAAUACUGCUUGGGCAAUGUUGACUUUAAUAUAUGCUGGGCAGAUUGAACGAAAUCCAGCACCACUUCAUCGGGCUGCAAAAGAAUUGAUCAAUAUGCAGAUGGAUACAGGAGACUUUCCCCAACAAGAACACGUCGGAUGCUUCAACUGCUCCCUGUUCUUCAAUUACCCGAACUACCGCAACCUGUUCCCUGUUUGGGCUCUCGGGGAGUACCGUCGUCGUCUUUGCUCGAAAAAUAUAAACGGGUCUCCAUCGUCGUGACGAACAGACAGAUGAUGUGGCAGGAACACCCAAAGUCAGCUGCAAAUGUUGCCCUGAUUAAACAACUUAGCUGUAUGCAUCUCCAAGAAACGAAGCAGAAGGCUAUUCAUAGCAUUAUACUUGUAAUACUAUAUACACUACUGAACUGUAAAGCUAGCUGGAGUAUGUAUUAUAAUUCUGAUGGCAACUUAUAUUAAUUAUACUAGUAUGAUAAACCUGCAUGCUC